GGAGAGGGAGAAAGAGAAAGAGAUGGAGAGGGAGAGGACAGAGCAGGAUAGGGAGAGAGACUUGGAGAGGCAGAGGGAGGAGUGGGAGAGGAUGAGGGUGGAGAUGGAGAGGGAGAGGGGGAGACAGGGGGGUUAUGAUGAAGAAACUGGACACCCACACCCAUACCCUCCAGAGUACUUUUUCCUGAAGGGACAUCCAGGUGAGAAUGGAGUUCCAGGACGAAAGGGGGAAUUUGGUGAAAGUGGACAAAAGGGAGAGCCAGGCAUCGGCCACAGAGGUCCAGAAGGCCAAGCUGGUCCUCCGGGACACAAGGGUGAACCAGGUGAGCCAGGGCCUCCAGGUGCUCAGGGCAUCCAGGGUAUCCUUGGUAAUGCAGGCAUGCAGGGCUCCCAGGGCCUUAGAGGCCCCCCAGGAGACCCAGGAGAGCCGGGCAGAGAGGGUGAGCGGGGUAAAAGGGGGAAGAAUGGAUCGCCUGGCGCUCCUGGACCUCGAGGAGGAGCAGGACCUCACGGUCCUCUUGGUGUGCCUGGAGUAAAAGGAAUCAAGGGUGACAGUAUUCCUGGAGAGCCUGGUGCCAGGGGGUUGUCUGGCUUCCCUGGCAGAAGGGGUGAAAAAGGCACUUUAGGUAUUAAAGGAGUUCCUGGGUAUUUAGGUCCAAAAGGCUUGCGAGGCAGCAGAGGUGACAAGGGGGAUCUUGGGUUGCCUGGAGUCAGAGGAGAGAGGGGGAGUCAGCUUCAAAUCCAGGGACCCCGUGGAUUUAAGGGUUCCAAAGGAGAGCUGGGGGAGCGAGGCCCGCCGGGUUUUGAUGGCGAUAAAGGAGAAAAGGGCGAGGACGGUCCACCUGGAGUCAAGGGCAUAAAGGGUGAUGCAGGCACUAAGGGGGCACUGGGGCGUUUUGGAGCACGAGGACCAGUCGGACAGAAGGGAGAUCCAGGAGAGCCAGGAGUCAAUGGAGAGAUGGGUCGCAACGGGGAUCAUGGAGUGGAUGGGGCAAAGGGGGACAAAGGAGACAAAGGAGUGCUGGGCCAGCAGGGCAAUCAGGGUGAUGCAGGAGAAUCAGGCUUACCAGGAGACAAUGGGGAGACGGGAGAGAAGGGUUUCAGAGGUUUACCUGGACGCAUUGGGAGUCCAGGCCUGGAUGGAGAAAAGGGAGAUAUGGGGUUGCACGGCACCCCUGGUAUACCUGGGCUGAAUGGACUCGUAGGGCGCAAGGGUGAUAAGGGACAAGGAGGCACCAACGGUGUUGAUGGUGAACCAGGAGUGAAAGGAGUAAAGGGUACAGGCGGUUUCCCAGGUUUCCCAGGGUUUAAGGGGUCAGCAGGGAAUCCAGGAAGGGAUGGAGAUGAGGGACCACCAGCAAACCCAGGACUCCGUGGGCUCACAGGGCCUAAGGGGGACCGGGGCAGAAGGGGCAGAUCGAAGCCAUGUCAGAGGGGAGUACCCGGGACGCCAGGACUAGCAGGAAAGAGUGGUGAACUCGGUAUUGAAGGAGGAAAAGGGGAUAAGGGGGAGCCUGGACUCACAGCUGAAGAAGUGAAGGAGCUAGUCACCCAGGAGGUGGUAGAAAAGUGUGGGUUGGAAUACAAGUUCAUGGUAAAGUCUGUGGAUCCAGAUGGAACAACCGCAGUGACUGAGAAUAAAAAAGAGCCGGACGAUGUUGUGAUAUCCCUCAGCCGUGACCUCCAUGAAGAAGGGAUGGAGGAAGAAGAAGUGGAAGACUACGGAGACGAACUGGGAGAAAUGACCAGUCCUUCUCCUGUGAUCCUACCAAACCGCACUGAUUCUCUUGAGGGAGGGACUGUGGAGUGGGGACAGAGGAAGAAAAGAAGCAUAUUUGGAGCAAAGGCUGCUGAACGCUGCCUGGAGCCGAUGUCAGAGGGGGCCUGUUCAGAAUAUGUUCUGCUCUGGUACUUCCACCCUCGCUCAGGGGAAUGCAGGCCGUUUGUGUACGGGGGCUGUGGUGGCAACGGAAACCGAUUCUCCUCAAGACAAGAGUGCCAGAGUUGGUGUAGGAUGGAGAGGAGAGGUACCGAGCCCUGGAGAGGAAACUAGCAACCCCAAAGGAGAAAAUCAUUUUUGUACAUAACUGUGUAAAAUGUUUUGUGUUUUUAUAUUGGAUUUAUUUAUAUAUUUGAACUGCUGUUUCUUGAUUUGUUUUAUGGACAAAGUGUUUGAAAUCAAAAUGUGAAUUUUGUAAUUUCUAUAUGUGUUUCUAAAAAUGAGUUGUUGAAUGUCAAAAGUGAUCAAUAUUCACACUACUGAAAAUUAAAUCCGUCUUUUUUUUGUGUG
Molecule: messenger RNA, 2290 nt
Organism: Sebastes umbrosus (honeycomb rockfish)
Lineage: Eukaryota; Metazoa; Chordata; Actinopteri; Perciformes; Sebastidae
Exons: 28
Coding region: 23-2053 (676 amino acids)
Molecular function (GO): serine-type endopeptidase inhibitor activity
Source: RefSeq, a predicted model, not a curated record